Neurospora hispaniola is the source of this 1779-nucleotide messenger RNA. Its product is annotated as WD40-repeat-containing domain protein. Gene Ontology annotation, cellular component: nucleus. Bases 1 to 1779 code for a protein of 592 amino acids. The record is from RefSeq and is a predicted model, not a curated record. NCBI's taxonomy places the organism in Eukaryota, Fungi, Ascomycota, Sordariomycetes, Sordariales, Sordariaceae. The transcript has 2 exons. Gene Ontology annotation, molecular function: protein binding.
AUGAACCAGCAGUCACAGCAAUAUCAGCCGGCGCGCCGACCAAGUGCCUAUGCCUCCCACGGCGACGAGCUUCACAUGUCGGCACACCAGGCCCACUUGUCGUCGCCCCGCGAGUACGCGUCCUCCGGCGCACCACAUAUCAAGCUCGAGCAGAUGCCCUCGAGCCCCCCCAACAUGCAGAGCUAUCAAAGCGCUGGUGCCGUACCCAAUGUUCUGCAACCCGGAGGCAUGUCGUCUCGUCCGCCCGUCAUGCAGUCCAACACAGCUCCCACUCUCCCCACGAUGCAGCAGUCCGCCGACUACAAGUCCCACGGCUAUGAGCGCUCCAGCCCUGCUACCCUGGCCUCAAAUUCCUAUGACGGCGGCAACUCGCCUUAUGCCGCCUACAACCCGACUCCUCCAGGUGGCAGCUCUUCGUCGCAAUACAUGUCUCCCGCAAGCACCAACAAGUACGCGGCCGCUUCGUCAUCUCGCAACGUCUCCAACACCCCGCUGGGACUGUCUGAUAUCCGGCCUCGGGCCGACUCCACCCUCUCUGAUGGCAUGCUGCCCGGUAGCCAGGCCUACGAGUUGGCCAAUCCCCAGUCUCGCACCAGCAACUACAUGGCCCCUUGGGCUACGUACUCGUUCGACUGGUGUAAGUGGCGUCCCAGCGCAAACAGUGCCGGGAAAUUGGCCAUUGGCAGCUACUUGGAGGAUGGCCACAACUAUAUCCAGAUCUUGGAGGCCAAUUUGACGCAGACACCACCCGAUGUAUAUGUCCCGGGCACCUCCAAGUACUCCAUGGACUUCACGCGCACCGCCGAGGCCACACACUCAUACCCCGUAACGCGCCUGUUGUGGGAACCUCCUUCAUCCCAGAAACAAUCCACAGACCUGCUUGCUACCUCAGGGGACCAUUUGCGGCUGUGGUCACUUCCAGCUGACCCCGUGGUCCCCACCAGUGGCUCUUCGAUCACGUCGAGAAGCGGCCGUGACGCCCCCAUCACCAAGCUCACUCCCCUAGCCCUCUUGUCCAACUCCAAGACGCCUGAUCAUACAGCUCCUCUGACCUCGCUCGACUGGAAUACCGUUCAGCCUAGCUUAAUCAUCACAUCAAGUAUCGACACUACGUGUACCAUCUGGGAUAUCCCAUCGUUGACGGCCAAGACUCAGCUUAUCGCCCACGAUAAGGAGGUGUACGACGUUCGCUUCUGCGCAAACAGUGUAGAUGUGUUUGUAAGCUGUGGCCAGGACGGCAGUGUGCGCAUGUUCGAUCUCCGAAGCCUUGAGCACAGUACUAUCAUUUACGAGCCCACAGGCAAGGAAGAGCGUGAUGCCAAUGGCGGCCGGAUCAGUCCUACGCUAGCUCAGCAAACCAUGUCGCAUCCCCCACCCCUCCUGCGACUGGCCACGUCUCCGCAUGACCAACAUUUACUCGCAACUUUUGCGAUGGAUUCCAAUGUAAUCAGGAUACUCGACGUUCGCCAACCAGGGCAGGCGUUGCUGGAGCUUCGGGGCCAUGGGGGUUCCUUAAACUGCAUUGAGUGGUCGCCCACCCGGAGAGGCACGCUUGCUUCGGGUGGUGACGACUGCCAGGUGCUCAUUUGGGACUUGCUCAACCAGCCCUCCGGAUUGACCCCGGCAGGCCAGCCUGAUAACGUGAGGAGUCCUGUGGCUAGUUGGCAGUGUGACUACGAGGUCGGGAACCUUGGAUGGGUUCCUCCAAUGGGCAAUGGUGAGUAUGGCGAUUGGUUGGGAGUCAGCGCAGGGCGCGGUGUCUGGGGUGUUCGGUUCUAG